Molecule: messenger RNA, 1387 nt
Organism: Anopheles cruzii
Lineage: Eukaryota; Metazoa; Arthropoda; Insecta; Diptera; Culicidae
Exons: 3
Source: RefSeq, a predicted model, not a curated record
AUAUGAAGUUAACUCUGUCUUUCCAACUUUGACCACGCAAGAUAUCAAGGAACAGGAACUUAUGGUAGAUGAAAGCAACAAGUUGGUACAGAGUUACAUCGAUGAUAUUGAGUAUCUGGAACAGGAAAUAGAGAAUAUCACGGAGCAUGUUAAGACCGUUCCUCCUUCUGACACAACCCAUGAAAGCACGGAUGAUGUCCAUCGUAUCGACACAAAGUUUAAUGAAAUACCCAUAAUCGUGAUUUCAGAAACGCCAUUACAUAACGUAAAGCCACAUUUAAACGAUACGUUUUCACCCGUCAAACCGUCCUUACCGUGCGAAUUGCUCGCAGGCAUACCGCAGAUACCGGAUGUAGUCAUAACCCAAGACGUAACAGGACGAUCGCAGGCAACCAUGCAAUCACUAGAGAGUAUCAAAAGUUUGGACCCGAAGUCACCCGAAUGCUCCCUAGAUAAAACACCAGAGAUAAUCGAAAUCAUGGACAGUCCCGCUAGCAUUGCGUUCGGCAAAUGCAUGCAAGGCAGUGGUAGCGGUUCCAGCACUCCUGUGAUCCUUAACGCGAUGCUGCAUCAAACUCGGUUAACGAAUCAUGAUCAACGUAAGCGUUCACUCUCCACUAGUGCAGCGGAUGCCAAGAAGCGUAAUGUUACGUUCCACAGCCCAGCGAAUAGUACCGCCAUGCUAGAUGAUAUCGAUAAACCUGUGAUCGCAAAGCCUAUACCUAGGAAGCGUUCAUUGUCCGAACAUAAGGAAGGACCCAAACCCAGCAAAAUAAGCAAACUUCCGAAUUUUAAGAACAUUCAUGCAAAUCAUUUCAAUCGCAUGGAAUCCAUAGCUGAUUUCAUGAAGCGCAAAGAAAAGCGUGCACAGGUCAUCAUGACUGCAGCAAGCCCCGGUUUAAAGUUACUAUCCCAAGAUUCCGCCCCAUCAUCCACACUUACGAAAGCUCAUCAUUCUAAGACAAACACCGCACCGCAAACACCGCAAAAAGUAUACAUCUUCAAGUCUGGGAAUCGCGGAAAGGAUAAAAUAGGCGAAGGUACAUCCAAUGGAGCAUCAUCGUCAGAACCGUCUGCUAACUUUUCGUCGGCCGAUAGACUAUUCAACCGAAACAAAGUAACGAAGACCAUGAUGGGCAGGGAUCAAAAACAAACGAACAACCGGCAAAUGCAGUACAAGACCUCUAAAAUACCGACCAAGCAGAAUACAAAAACAGCAAAUACGAACGCGCAUGGGGCCACGUCAUCUGUACCAACUUCGACCGUAACUACCGUUCGCCCGGUGGAUCGUCUCCGUCAAAAACAAUCGCAAAUGUUAAAAGGGGUGCGCUUUAACCGUCGGUUCGAGCUGCAAAUGAAACAUAGAGACAAUCUACAACAGCAUUAA